Messenger RNA from Heteronotia binoei (common prickly gecko), 1707 nucleotides. RefSeq names its product glutathione hydrolase-like YwrD proenzyme. The record is from RefSeq and is a predicted model, not a curated record. NCBI's taxonomy places the organism in Eukaryota, Metazoa, Chordata, Lepidosauria, Squamata, Gekkonidae. Bases 18 to 1700 code for a protein of 560 amino acids. The transcript has 11 exons.
AUGCUGUUAUCCAAGUAAUGUCUCAGAUGAAGUUCUGCUCUCGAAGAUCUCCCGUGGUUUGCAUGAGUGGUUGUGUUGCAUCCAGCCAGCCCCUUGCAACAAAUGCUGGACUUGAUAUUUUAAAGAGCAGAGGAAAUGCUGUGGAUGCUGCUGUAGCUGUAGCAGCUGCCUUAAAUGUUACUGAGCCAUGCAGUACUGGUGUAGGUGGAGACUGCUUCUGCCUCUAUUAUGAUGCAAAAACCAAACAGGUGUAUGGGCUCAAUGGAAGUGGGAGGUCUCCACAGUUUCUUACUCUUGGGCUGCUGAAGGAACAUGGCUUUGAUGAAGCAAAUCCUCCACCUCCUCUACACGCAUAUAAUGUCACGGUACCUGGUGCAGUGGCUGGCUGGUGCGAUGCUGUUGAGUUGUUUGGAAGCAAAAAUCUUUCCAUGGGGCAGAUACUGCAGCCAGCUAUAGAACUGGCUGAAAAGGGCUUUCCGGUGUCAGAGAUUACUUCCUACCACUGGAAGCAUGAUGUUCAUGUUCUUCAGGCUGCUGGAAACCCACAUGGGAAGGACCUAUUGAUUGAUGGCCAGGCGCCUGAGCAUGGUCAAGUUUUUCACAAUCCAUUUUUGGCAAACACUUUUAAGGAGUUGGCUAAAUCUGGCAAACAAGGAUUCUAUGAAGGCCGUGUGGCCAAAGCUAUAACUGAGAUUCUGAAGAGUAAUGGUGGAGUAAUGAAUUUAGAAGAUCUGAAAAAUCAUGCCACUGAAGAAGUCAAACCUAUUGUCACAAAUUACAAGGGUGUAAAUGUUUGGGAAAUCCCUCCCAAUGGACAAGGAAUCACAGCAUUGUUAGCCCUGAACAUUUUAGAAAAUUUCAAUAUGAAAGAAAUGGAUCAUAAUACUGCUAAUUAUUUGCAUGUUCUAAUUGAAGCUUUGAAAAUCAGUUUUUCUGAUGCUUUCUGGUUCUGUGCGGAUCCAGUACAAGUUUCUGUUCCAACAACAGAGCUCCUUUCAAAAUCUUAUGCCAGAAACUGUUCCCAGCAAAUCGAUUUACAGAGAGCUACUUACAACCUUAAUCAUGGAAAUCCUUUCUCAGUCGGAAGUGACACAGUCUAUUUCACUGUGGUAGAUGGUCAAGGCAAUGCCUGCUCUUUUGUUAACAGCAAUUACAUGGGAUUUGGCACGGGGCUGGUACCUGAAGGAUGUGGGUUUACAUUGCAAAACAGAGGCUUCUGUUUUUCACGAGAUCCUGAACACCCAAACUGCCUGGCACCUAACAAGCGGCCAUAUCACACAAUUAUACCUGCUCUGGCAACAGCUGCAGAGUCAGGAGAACUUUUGUGCUCUUUUGGUGUGAUGGGUGGAUUCAUGCAGCCCCAAGGACAUGUUCAGGUACUACUGAACAUGUUGGAAUUUGGGAUGAAUCCACAGCAGGCCUUGGAUGCUGCUCGUGUUUAUGUAGAAUACAAGAAUAAAGAAGGUUCAUGGCAUGUAUUCUUGGAAGAUGGUAUCCCACAGAACGUCACAAAAGAACUGAGAGCAAGGGGCCACUCUGUCAUGACGCCUGUAACUGGGCACAGCAGGAGCAUGUUUGGACGAGGUCAGAUUAUCACCAAAGGAGACUGGUGGAGACAUGGGAGAAAUCUAGCUUCUGCUAACCAGGUGUUGUGGGCUGGAUCUGAUCCUCGAGCUGAUGGUUGUGCAUUGGGGUACUAGCAUCAAA